AGAAUGCAAGCCAAAAGCCGCCCAAUCGACAGGGCUCGAAGUCCCGGUUCUUGUGUCCACCCUCUGCAUCAUGAGAAGCCUGCCCGGUCAGCUCCUCUACCUCCCAUUAGCUCCAGCACUGAGGAACGUCUCCGCCCAUUCAACACCUUCCCUCUCGCUUGUGGCCGCUUUUCCGUAAAGGUCUGCUCGACUUUCAUUACGACAACACCGAGGAUGUUUUGCGCCUGAUCCUGGUCCCCCUCCCAGUCAUCAACUUCCCGGCUCUCAUUCCUCCCGUCACCGAUUCUUCGGAUGUGAUACUACAUAUUAGCUGCCCCUCCCCGCGUGGACAGUCACUCCGUCAUGGACUGUUCGCAAGAUUCCAUCCCCCUUCACUCGUUGUUGGCUGUCCUCUAGAGCGGAACCGAUCGCCAUGGCGCAUACUGACGACGAGGGAGACCUCGAGCGCGCCCUCUCGCGGAACGACGUUGAGGAGCAGGAUCUGGAAAAGAGAGACGAGAGAGUACAAUAUCUAGAAGUCCCCAGAGACACGAGAAGAGAAGGGCGAGGCAGGAGCCAAGACAGUGCACGUUUGGAAAAGGUCGAGUCGACCGUGACCGAAGCGACUGAAGCCAGCACUCCUGCCUAUGUACAGACCAAGCCAGAGAAAGUACCAUGGCGUUACAGAAUAAAUCCGCUCCGCCGGCACCCUCCUCCUAUACCGGAAGAGAGGACGGUAUGUCGAGAAUACAACGCGAGCUUCCUCAGUCUCCUCCUGUUCCAAUGGAUGAAUCCUCUCAUGACCACGGGCUACAAGCGGCCCAUCGAGUUGAACGACAUUUGGCUUGUCAACCCUGACAGAAGCGCCACAACCAUGAGGGACAAGCUGUCGGCGUCUUUCAAACGUCGUGUUGCUCGAGGGGAGCGCAACCCUCUGAUGUUCGCUCUUUUCGACACCUUUCGAGGCGAAUUCCUGCUUGGGGCCAUGUGUGCAUUGUUCUCUGCCCUGUUCCAGGUCUUUUCCCCCUUCACCACUCGCUACCUGAUUCAGUUUGCUACAGAUGCCUGGAUCGCAGACAAGACCGGUGGCAAAUCUCCCAGCAUUGGUCACGGCAUAGGCCUGGUCAUUGGUAUCACAUUCAUGCAAAUGUGUCAGUCCAUGGCGACCAAUCAUUUCAUUUACCGUGGCAUGAUGGUUGGAGGAGAGUGCAGAGCGGUGCUGAUUAACGCCAUUUUUGAGAAAUCCUUGGUCAUCUCCGGAAGGGCAAAAGCCGGCGGGAAGGAGAUCAAAGCUGAAGGAGAGUCGGAGACGGUAGUACAGGCAGAAGACGAGAAGCACGAGGCUAGAUCGACUCUUGCCCGCGUCUUGUCCAAGCGACUUACUCCCAAGGGUGGCCCAAAAGUUACCCCUGACAAAGGCGCCGGGAUUGCUGGAGACGGCGUCGGCUGGAACAAUGGCAGGAUUGUCAACUUGAUGAGUGUUGAUACUUAUCGUAUUGAUCAAGCCUCCGGCUUGUUCCAUAUCAUGUGGACGUCGCCCAUUCAGAUCAUCGUCGUUCUGGUCGUGCUCUGUAUCAAUAUUGGAUAUAGUGCUUUGGCCGGCUACGCAUUACUGGUUAUUGUGCUUCCCAUCCUGACCAAGGCUAUCAAGUCUCUCCUAGCAAGGAGGAAAAAGAUCAACAAAGUUACAGAUCAGCGUGUGGGUCUGACACAGGAAAUCCUGGGCUCCGUGCGAUUUGUCAAAUUCUUUGGAUGGGAGACGAGCUUUCUGGACCGGCUGAAGGAACUCCGCAAGAGAGAGAUCAGGGCUGUCCAGGUCUUGCUGUCAAUCCGAAAUGCCAUCAACGCGGUCGCCAUGUCAAUGCCAGUGUUCGCAGCAAUGCUUGCCUUCAUUACAUAUUCACUUUCUGACCACGGUCUUGCUCCCUCGCGGAUCUUUUCGUCCUUGGCCCUCUUCAACUCCCUACGGAUGCCACUCAACUUGCUACCUCUGGUUCUUGGACAAGUUACCGAUGCCCAAACGGCUAUCCAACGUAUCCAAGAAUUUCUACUAUCCGAGGAACAGCAAGACGAGAUCAUCUGGGAUGAGGACAUGGAGCCAGCGGUUGAAGUGCAACAUGCUUCCUUCACUUGGGAACGGACUGCUAAUCAAGAUAUGGAGCGGGCUGCCACAUUCCAGACGAGAGGUGAGCUCAUGGCCGCCAAAAAAGCCGAGAAGGAACGAAAGAAGGCUCAAAAGAAGGCCGAGAAAGCAGCGAAGAAGAACAAGAAAUCCCCUGGCGCAUCCAACGAAGACAUUGCAAGCGAGACUACGGAGGUGGAACCCUUCAAACUGCACGACAUGGACUUCACGGUGGGCCGAAAUGAAUUGAUCGCUGUCAUUGGAACGGUCGGCUCUGGUAAGACCUCACUUCUCGCCGCUCUGGCAGGAGAUAUGCGCAAAACAGAUGGCAAACUCAAGAUGGCAUCUACUCGUGCGUUUUGUCCGCAAUAUGCUUGGAUCCAGAAUGCCACCUUGAAGGAUAAUAUUCUUUUCGGUAAGCCGUACAAGUCCAAAUGGUACAGGGAUGUCAUCGAUGCGUGCGCCUUGAAACCCGACCUGGAAAUCCUCCCCGCAGGAGAUCAGACAGAGAUCGGUGAGCGAGGCAUCACUCUCUCAGGCGGUCAGAAGCAGAGGUUGAACAUUGCGCGGGCAAUCUACUUUGACGCGGACAUCGUCUUAAUGGAUGAUCCGCUCUCUGCCGUGGACGCCCACGUUGGCCGCCACAUCAUGGACAAGGCAAUCUGUGGUCUGAUGAAGGACAAAUGCAGAAUCCUGGCGACUCAUCAACUUCAUGUUCUUUCCCGGUGUGACCGGAUCAUCUGGAUGGAAGACGGUCAUAUUCAAGCCAUCGACACCUUUGAGAACUUGAUGACCACCAGUGUCGAUUUCCAGAAAUUAAUGGCCACCACGGCUCAAGAGGACGAGAGUGCGCUGGCAAAAGCCAAGGAUGGAGAAGCCAACGAGCAAAAGCCCGGAAAGAAACCCAAGAAGAGCAAACCUGCGGGCCUGAUGCAACAAGAAGAGCGUGCCGUCAAGUCGGUCAGCUGGACCGUCUGGGGAGCUUACAUUCGUGCAUCAGGAUCCCCGAUACUCUGGCCGCUCAUAUUCAUCUCCCUUAUCUUAUCCCAAGGAGCCAACAUCGUGACCAGCUUGUGGCUCAGUUGGUGGACGAGCGACAAGUUCGGAUUUUCCGAAGGGGUAUACAUUGCUGCAUAUGCAUGUCUGGGACUGUCGCAAGCGUUGCUCAUGUUCACGUUCUCAACUCUUCUUUCCACGAGCGGCACCAACGCUAGUAGGGUCAUGCUGCAAAGAGCCAUGACCCGAGUCUUACGCGCCCCCAUGUCCUUCUUCGACACUACUCCUCUCGGCCGGAUUACCAAUCGAUUUUCAAAAGAUGUGGAUUCGAUGGACAACAGUUUGACCGAUGCCAUGAGGAUGUAUUUCCUCACCUUGGCCAUGAUCACGUCUGUCUUCGCCCUGAUCAUUGCCUACUUUCACUAUUUCGCUGUGGCUUUGGGCCCCCUAUUCAUCCUGUUCUUGUUCGCGUCGAGUUAUUACAGAGCAUCAGCACGGGAAAUCAAACGACACGAAGCGGUUCUCCGUUCUACAGUCUUUGCACGAUUUUCGGAGUCUAUUUCAGGAGUUGCAUCUAUUCGAGCGUACGGGCUGCAAAAUUAUUUCACGACACGCUUGCGGGACGCCAUUGACGGGAUGAACUCUGCAUAUUACCUGACAUUUGCAAACCAACGAUGGUUGUCUACCCGGCUAGACGCCAUUGGAAAUGUACUUGUCUUUGUUACUGGCAUCUUGGUGGUGACAGAUCGUUUUAAUGUUAAUCCUAGCAUAGCGGGUUUGGUUUUGUCCUAUGUUUUGGCCAUUGUACAGAUGAUCCAGUUUACCGUUCGGCAACUGGCCGAAGUGGAAAACAACAUGAACGCAACAGAGCGGCUGCACUUCUAUGGCACUCAGUUAGAGGAGGAAGCGCCACUGAAAGGUGCCGAAGUGCCCGACCACUGGCCUCAAACGGGAGCCAUCACGUUCAACAAAGUUGAAAUGAGGUAUCGACCGGGGCUACCGCUCGUUCUUCACGGCCUGGAUUUCCAAAUCCGAGGUGGAGAGAGAAUCGGCAUUGUUGGUCGUACUGGAGCUGGCAAGUCGUCGAUCAUGUCGGCGCUUUUCCGAUUGACAGAACUCACGUCGGGACAGAUCAAGAUUGACGACGUUGACAUUUCAACCGUUGGUCUAUACGAUCUGCGGUCACGUCUAGCCAUCAUCCCGCAGGACCCGACCCUGUUCCGAGGCACUAUCCGAUCGAACCUUGACCCCUUCAACGAGCAUUCAGAUCUGGAACUCUGGGCAGCACUGCGCAAAGCAGAUCUCGUUGGAGAUGAAAUGGUGACAGCAGAAAAGGUCGAUCGUCCCGAUACCGCACAGACUGCGGCGACAUCCACGUCGAACGUCAACGCGCCAGGCGGGGCCAGCCGGAUCCACCUCGACAGUCCCGUAGAUGAAGAAGGCUUGAACUAUUCACUGGGCCAGCGGCAACUGAUGGCCUUGGCUAGAGCACUGGUGCGCAACUCACAGAUUAUCGUCUGUGACGAGGCGACCUCCUCGGUCGACUUUGAGACCGACGAGAAGAUCCAGCGGACCAUGCGGACGGGCUUUGCCGGCAAGACGGUCUUGUGUAUUGCUCACCGCCUGAAGACCAUCAUCAACUACGACCGCAUCUGCGUGAUGGACCAAGGAAGGAUUGCGGAAUUGGAUACUCCCAUCAAUCUAUUCGAAGCAGGUGGCAUCUUCCGGGGCAUGUGCGACAAGAGCCAUAUUGUGCGAGAAGAUUUCUUCCGCGAGUCAUAGCGUCGUGGGCCUCGUUUGGCAUUUGGAUGGCGUUAACAGUACAUAUUCACGAGAUACCUUGAUAGAUUGAGCUCUCUCAGCCUCGUCUUUUCUCCAAAAGCUAGUUAGUUUAGUCACAAUAUUCGGGCCGAGUAUGCAGCAACCCUUGCCUCUUCCAUGAUAACUUUCAUCU
Molecule: messenger RNA, 5051 nt
Organism: Cladophialophora immunda
Lineage: Eukaryota; Fungi; Ascomycota; Eurotiomycetes; Chaetothyriales; Herpotrichiellaceae
Exons: 1
Coding region: 413-4879 (1488 amino acids)
Biological process (GO): transmembrane transport
Cellular component (GO): membrane
Molecular function (GO): ATP binding; ATP hydrolysis activity; ABC-type transporter activity
Source: RefSeq, a predicted model, not a curated record